Molecule: messenger RNA, 858 nt
Organism: Rotaria sp. Silwood1
Lineage: Eukaryota; Metazoa; Rotifera; Eurotatoria; Philodinida; Philodinidae
Source: the annotation of a GenBank genome assembly
AUGUUCGAUAAAAUUUCAUUGAUUUAUUUAUUUUUGUCAUUGGCACGAUCAAUUAACGACUUUAUUCCAUCAUCAACUACUUUAACUAAAUUAACUGCUGCUGAACUUAGUCUGGUUUAUCAUAGUGUCCAUCAUGGACAUAGUUAUGUUAAUCAAUUAUGGUCUGUGGAUCUAUUAAAGAAAAUUUUCAAUGAAUCUGAUAUUAGACAAAAUAUCUCUUGUGGGAAAACAAAGGCACGUGAUGUAGCAGUAAAUGUUCUUGGAAUAACAGAUAUUGAUCAAAUUACAUUCGAUCUAAUAGAAAAAUAUACUUUUAUUCUAAAUUUUGAAAUAAAUCACGACAAACUAUUUGAAGAAAUGAUUAAUUUACAAUCUACAUUCAAAGAAGUGAAUUCUUAUCGUGAACCUUUAUCUAUUCAAGGAGAAAAAUAUAUUGCUGAUCAUGAUGUUAAAAAGCAAAUAAUUAAUGAAGAAAUUAGAGAACCAGAUGAUGAAGAGAGAUUUCUUCAUAAAUCAUCAACACAAAAUCAUCAAGAUAAUAAUAAUCAUAAUCGAAUUUGGCCAGAGCAACUCUGGGCUUAUUUAAUUUCAAAAACAACAACAAACUGUGAACAAAUGACAAAAUUAAUCUCGUAUGUUUAUUCCAUUCCUUGCUUAAAUGCAUUUACAGAAGAUGUUUUUAGCCACAUGAAACAUGCAUGGACAUGUAGUCGAAAUGCAAUGUCCAUUGAGACAAUAGCUGCUGAAUUACAAAUAAGAUUAAAUUGUAAAGUCAAAUGUAACGAAUUCUUUACAUUUGUUCAAAAUCAACCUGAAUUAAUUAAAUGUGCUCGACGAUUAGAAAAGUAUAGUAAUUGA